Molecule: messenger RNA, 2255 nt
Organism: Alexandromys fortis (reed vole)
Lineage: Eukaryota; Metazoa; Chordata; Mammalia; Rodentia; Cricetidae
Exons: 12
Coding region: 194-1300 (368 amino acids)
Source: RefSeq, a predicted model, not a curated record
CUGACUGUGGAAACCUGAAAGGUCCCAGCCUGAUUGGGUGGGCACAGCUGGUGCCCUGGAGGAGAGAUUGUGGAGGGCGGUGGAGGAGGAAAGAGCUGGGCACACGCCUGCUCUCUCAGGGCACCUGGACACCAGCUGUGUGGACCCAGAAAGGACCUCUGGCCUGAGGACGGCAGGUGUAGCGCCCCAGAACAUGGCCACGGACCCCAACAAGGGCUUGGAUCUGCCUCUCCUGAGCAGCCACCGAGCACAAAUCCCUCACCAGCAGGGCGUCCCAGAUCUUGAGAGACCAUUCAAAAAAGCCAAAGGAAAGAAAAGCAGAGACAAUCGAGCCCAAAUGGAGGACAUAGGGAAGGCAGCGCAGCAGAUCUUGCCGGAACAGGCACAGCCCGAAGCCCCGCCAGCAUUCCCGCCCAAGGCCUCAACCCGGUUCCCUCCAAGGUCCAACACCUACCUGAUUACAGGGUUGCAAAAUGAGCUGACCAAAAGUGGGAUUCUGAAGAACAUGACUGACCAUGAGGAUUUCUGGAAGCUGGUUCAGGAGGAAGCUCUUGGCGUGGGAAUUAAAGAAAAACUCCAGAAGAUAAGAUUUAAGUUGAUGAACCCCAGGCCCUGGCCGCCAGCUGCUGAAACCAGGAGGCUAGCCAGCACUGAUCAAGACUGUGGGGGCCGCCAGGGAGCCCAGAGCCUUCUCUCUCGACUUACGGAAUGGAGAAAACGGUGCCAACAGUGUGCAGUGGCCCCGAGACUGCCCCACGAACAGGGGGAGAGCAAGAUUGUGUCUAAGACAAGGACGGAUUCCCAGAGCAAGAGAUAUCUCAGUCGGUUGGAUCAGAUGCAUUCUGCCUCCCUGGCUAACAUGGAAUUCUCCAGAAGACUGCUGGAGAGAGACGGCCGCUUUGCAGACCUGCUCGCCGAGCACAGGGCUAGAAGCCUGCUGGAUUACAUGGUCCCAAGCAGACACACACAGGCAGAUGCUCCACCCGGAGAAAUGAGGGUGGAGGACCCCCCGGUCCCUGGCCAGCAACUUCAAGCACCACCUGCUCUCCGAUUCCUCAAGCCCCACAGCCCAGAAAGUCCGCAGAGAGGUUCCCGCUUGAAGACAGGAAGACAGCAAGUGACCCUGUGUGGCAUGAGCAAGCUUUCAGAUCAUGUGAGGGGCAAGCUUGCUCCUGCCGGGAUAACCACAGACCCCAGGCCGACAGCACCCCUGACCCUGGAACACGUGAUCCAGACCCAUCCUGUGGUGGAGGCUAAGACCGCACGUCGAUACUGGGUGAACUAUGUGGACGAAGAAUAAGAUUUUAUACGGUUACUAGAUGUAAAGAAAAUCCAAACAUGAUGAUAGGCAACGAGGCUGACAUCCAGUAAAGAUGUAAAUCCCUGACACGAGACACCUGGUACGGAUCGGUCUUUCCUUGUAAAGGUGACGUCACCAUGCAGAGCCCAGAGCCGUGAAUUCAGAUGGAUGGGGACGGCCAACACGGACAGGACAGUGGUCGUUGCCAGCCUGCUGAGCAGACUUAGGAAUGGGACUUAAACUGGGGGCUCUUCAGUUCCACUGGCUCGGCGUCCUUCUGCCUGCUGCUGUGUUCGCAGUGCCUUAAGGAAAAUAUGCCUGUUUUCUUUCUUAAAAAUAAGUUUUUUUAGAAAAACUUUUAAAUUAUGAGUGAGCAUAAAAAGGCAGGAUCCAUUGAUCAAAGGCGUCUGGUGAGAUGAAAUUAGCUUCAUAAGGUAGAAAAAUAUAAUUAAUGGAGGUAGUAGCCAACACUUGGUUGGAUUAGGCACAUCUGAAGACAGCAUGCAGGAACUGGAUAGGCCAAAGACUUGGUCUGAUGCCUACCCCUGACAAAUAGCUGGCCUUCCUAGGCCAGAGGGGUUUAAUCCCAGGUCUAGCAGCAAUGACGGAGAGGCAUAGGAAGGUACAGCACCAGAAAAGAAAGGUAUUUCUAGAAUUGGGGGAAAAUGUCAACCUUUAGAUUUAAGGAGUCCAAAGAAUAACAAACAGUAGUGAAAAAACAAAUAACGGCGCCAGCUGGGGAUGCGGCUCAGUGGGAGAGGGCUUGACUUGCUUUCUCAAGUUCCUGGGUUCACUCCCCAGCACUUCAAGCUGCUGAGAAGCCAAGGACAAUGCCACUGGGUUUUGAUCCUACUUCAUGUUCUGGCUUUGUGGGAGCCUAACCAGUUUGGAUGUUCACCUUCCUAGACCAGGAUGGAGCGGGGAGGACUUUGGACUUUCCACAGGGCAGGGAACC